GACAACACGGCUUGGUUAGUCAGAAUUUCUCCAGAUCAAUAUAGCCCAGUAAUUGUAACACCCGGUUUUUCCUGGUGAAAUUUAUAAAGCAAUCUUUUCUCAACUUGGCAACAUUUCCAAAGAAACGCAAGAUGGCCCUGAUAACUGAGCCGGGCAAAUCGGACUUCAUCGUUGCCAAUGUGUCCAAUUCGCAUAAUGACGCGGUCGCCUUCCAGGUGAAGUUCGCCAAGGAUCUAACAGUGGCUCAGCUAAAGAGCAAGCUGGAGAUAUUGACGGGCGGCUGUGCCGGCACCAUGAAGGUGGAGGUCUACAAAGGCGAAACCUGCUUAUCCACGCUGGACAACAACGACGCCCUGCUGGGUUACUAUGCCAACAGUGAUGGCCUACGCCUGCACGUCAUCGACAGCUUUGCGAGCUUCUCUUUCGACAACGCGCCGGUUGAGAAAUUCGAACUGACCAAGGAUCAGUAUGAGCAGCGGACCGAUUCCGUACGUAAUUACCUCAAACAGAAUCGCCUGGGCAAGUACAACGAGGAGGAGAUGCAGCAGGCGGAGGAGAAGCGGCGACUCCAGGCAGAGGAGAUCCAAAAGAGGGCAGAGCUGUGCGUCAUCGGAGCCAGAUGCGAGGUCAGCGUACCGGGCAAUCCCACGCGUCGUGGAACGAUCAGAUACAAUGGCCAACUGGAGGGAAAGAACGGUCAUUUCAUUGGAAUAGAAUACGACGAGCCGCUGGGCAAGAACAAUGGAAGUGUCGCUGGCAAGGCAUACUUCAGCUGUGCCCCCAAUUACGGUGGCUUUGUGUCGCCAUUAUCCGUGACGGUUGGCGAUUUCCCACCGGAAGACUUCAACCUCGAUGACGAGCUCUGAGAAUCUCGAGCACAGCAGCAGCACGCACACCAAUGGGGGUCUUCAACUUCAUCUCGCAUCGCACAUGCCACACUCUAACCAAAAGACUUACCGAUCGACCGGCAGGCACUUAAAUUAUUUGUACGCAAGAAACGAACACUAAUUAUAGUUAUGCCAUUUUGUAUUUAUUAAUUAAAACAUCUAUGUAUGUAUGUAUAUCAGAUAUUCUUACAACAUGAUUAUUCGUAAAUUCUA
Molecule: messenger RNA, 1100 nt
Organism: Drosophila kikkawai
Lineage: Eukaryota; Metazoa; Arthropoda; Insecta; Diptera; Drosophilidae
Gene: TBCB
Product: tubulin-binding cofactor B
Biological process (GO): tubulin complex assembly; post-chaperonin tubulin folding pathway; cytoplasmic microtubule organization
Cellular component (GO): nucleus; microtubule plus-end; cytoplasm
Molecular function (GO): microtubule plus-end binding; alpha-tubulin binding
Source: RefSeq, a predicted model, not a curated record